This is a messenger RNA of Wallemia mellicola CBS 633.66, 559 nucleotides long. RefSeq lists its product as hypothetical. The transcript has 2 exons. Lineage: Eukaryota; Fungi; Basidiomycota; Wallemiomycetes; Wallemiales; Wallemiaceae. Gene Ontology annotation, molecular function: acyltransferase activity, transferring groups other than amino-acyl groups. Bases 69 to 515 code for a protein of 148 amino acids. The record is from RefSeq and is a predicted model, not a curated record.
GCAAUCAGUUGAUGUUCUAUAAAAUAAGCGACCGAUAAUAAUUCUAUAGACCUUCAAUCUAUACAGUCAUGUCAGAUAUUACUUAUACACAUCUUAAGAAGGAAGACAUCGAGGCUCUUCAGCUCUUACAUAAACAGACACUCACAGGUGUUCCACCAGACUCUGGAUUCUACCUCACUAUGCAACUCGUCUCUGAUUGUCUUUGUCUAGUGGGGAAGAACGAUGCAGGUGAAAUACUUUCGUUCAUCACUGGCAGAUGUGUCGAGGGAAUCGUACAUGUUCUCACACUCUCUGUAUCAGAAAAAUACAGACGUCAGGGUAUAGCUACAACGCUGAUUAGGAAACUCUUAUCUGAGCUAUCUGAAGAUGAGAUAGCCAGGGUGGAAAUACACACUGGUGGAUCGACAGACGAAGCAAAUGUAUUCUGUACUUCACUUGGUCUAGAAGAACGCCAUCUGCCAGAUCACCUUAAAGCUGAGAAUGGCACCAGCUAUCAUGGUACUAUACAUACAUAAGCAACUGUAAAGCUAAAUAUAAAUAUUUUCUUAUUUUUCUCGUU